Molecule: messenger RNA, 1179 nt
Organism: Fusarium venenatum
Lineage: Eukaryota; Fungi; Ascomycota; Sordariomycetes; Hypocreales; Nectriaceae
Source: RefSeq, a predicted model, not a curated record
AUGAAGCGAAAGGCACCCAGCGGCGGGUUUGGGGGAGGUUCGGCAAGGAAGAAGGGCAAGAAGAAUUUCUAUGCGGUCAAAGUUGGGAGAACGCCCGGUAUCUACCAUACCUGGGACGAAUGUAGCGAACAGGUAAACAGAUUCCCAGGCGCAGUUUUUCAAGGAUUCGUAACGGCAGAAGAAGCUCGAGAAUAUAUGGGUGGCUCAGGGGCUCCAUCGGCCAGCGUCCCUACUGCCAGGACCCCUUCAGCCAGCGUCACUAACGCCAGCGGCUCUAUGAAAUAUUAUGCUGUCGCAGUUGGCAGCCAGCCGGGUAUCUAUAAUACAUGGGGAGAGACCAGUCGACGCAUUCAAGGCGUAAGUGGAGCAAAACAUAAGAUGUUUGAUACGCUAGGAGAGGCGGAGGACUACAUCAGACAAUUUGGAGCACCAGAGACAUGCCAGAGUCUUGGAAUAGCACCCGGCCCAGGACAACAAGCACGGCAGUCACAGCAAGAACCAAGGCAAACCCCGGCAGAACAAACUUGGGAACCAAGAUCAACAGCAUAUGAACCACAGCAAAAACAAUACCAAAGCGCAGCAGAAGCAAGGCCAGCAGCACGCCAAUUUCAACAAACACAAUAUGCAAGCGCAGCAGAGCAAGUCGAAGCAGAACGUGACGCGCGGAAAGCACAGCAUGAACAGAAAUUAAAGAAAGAACGACAGGCAGAGCAGGAUACGAUCAGGAUCUAUACCGAUGGCAGCAGUCUUGGAAAUGGACAGGCUGGCAGCCGUGCUGGCCUUGGUGUCUUCUUUGGCCACGACGAUGAGCGUAACCACGCCGAGAGACUCCCUGGUCUGCCUCAGACGAACCAGCGAGCUGAACUACUGGCUAUUCUUAGAGCAAUGGAGAUUGCACCUCUGACGCAGGGAAUAGAAAUCUGGACUGAUAGUCAGUACUCUAUCAAUUGUGUACAGGUAUGGUCUGUCAAUUGGGAGAGGAAUAAUUGGAUGACCUCUCAAAAGAAGCCUGUCGCGAACAAGGACAUCGUACGCGACAUACGAGCCAAGAUGAGAGAGAGACAAGCUGCCGGGGCAGUCACAAAGUUCCAAUGGGUUAAAGGGCAUGCAUCAGAUCCGGGCAACCACGAAGCUGAUCGCCUGGCCAACAUAGGAUCCCGAAUGCCGGAAGUCGCUUAA